Molecule: messenger RNA, 2098 nt
Organism: Morone saxatilis (striped sea-bass)
Lineage: Eukaryota; Metazoa; Chordata; Actinopteri; Moronidae
Product: tumor necrosis factor receptor superfamily member 10B-like
Biological process (GO): TRAIL-activated apoptotic signaling pathway; positive regulation of apoptotic process
Cellular component (GO): cell surface; plasma membrane
Molecular function (GO): protein binding
Source: RefSeq, a predicted model, not a curated record
AUUCUCAGAGCGAUCUACCUGGUGGGCUGAAGGCGGGAACGCAUUACAGUGACAACUAUCCCACUGAGACAGGGAGGAACGGAGAACCCCGACAGCUGAGCUCAAGUCUGAUCCUAUCCCGGCAACCGGUGAGAGCCAAAUCCUCCGCUCAUGUGGAGGAUGAGCACAAAAUGCUGUGUGAAAGCCUCAGCAGCUCAUCCAGUAACUCCCAGCACAGUCUAACCGGCCUGCCCGUCUAUGUCGUCCCCGCAUCUGCCCCCCGAGCCUGCCCCGUGGUCCCCCAACAGUCCAACUGGAGGGAAGAUGAACCUUUCCCCAGGCUUGUUCCUGUGAAUGGUGAAGAAUCUCUGAGGAAAUGCUUUACGUUUUUUGAGGAAAUAGACGUCAACUACCACAAGAGGUUCUUCCGUAACCUUGGCAUUAACGACAACGUGAUCAAGAGCAAAGAACUACUCCUUUAUGACGACAGGGUCCAUGAAUUGCUGAAUAUUUGGGUGGAGAAAGAGGGCAAAGGAGCCAGCUUAAAUGACCUGCUGAAAGUAUUACUUGAACUGAAUCAAAGGCGAACAGCAGAGAUUAUCAAGGAGAAUGCUAUUCACUAUGGUCAUUACCUCUGCGAGGAGUAAUGAGAGGUGAACUGUAUUCAGAACCCCCUCUGAAAACCUAUAGUUCCGACAAUACCACUUAAUGUGAGGUUCUUGAAAGCCUAUGCACAAUCCAAUACUGCUUGGGCUAGAAUGGCACAAGGCUACUGUCCAUAGUGGUCCUUUGCUAUAUAUGAUAAUGGAGAAAGCAUGAGUACUGCCAUUAGUCUCAUAAAUAUCACUUAUGGUGUCAGGUCCUUAAUGGAGUCAUCUUGUGCAUCAUCCAGUGGUGGUCGCAUUCGCAACUCAUAAGGCUACCAAUCUCAUAAAAGAGAAAGCAUGGGUGCUGUUUGAGGUCCUUGGUGCUUCUGCUUCGUCAAGACUAUUUGGAGUAGCAAUGCACAAGGCUACCACCCACAGGUGUCAGUGAUAAAAUGAAACCCCUCACUUGUACGUUUACAAAGUGCAUAUUUUACUGAAGCUGCUGCUCCCGCUUCAGUGAGAGCAUCUCACUGUACCGUACAGCUCUGAUGGGGAAAUGUAGGGUCGUGUGUCGUCAAACCUGGCUUAACUACAUGCCUGCUUGACCUUGCACAGACACAGACAGCUUCAAUUCACAUGUUUUUGUCUGUCUUAAAGUGAUUUAUUUUCCUUCAGCUCCUCAUGGAGUGUUGAUAGUGAAGUAUUUAAUUACAGAAAGUGUUUGCUGUCUUGUAUUCCGUAUGUACAAAGACUGAUUUUUACUUGAUAAGAAAAAUUAGCUUACAGGCUGAGACAGGUUGAUUGUUUCAGAUCGUGACUCUGAUGUUGUUCAAAACUUUCUGACAAUUGUGUUCUCUAACAUAUGUUUUUAUUUAUUCAGAAACUAAGUAUCCCCUGGGAAUUCCCCUGGAAAUGAAUGUCUUAAUGGCUGCACUGAUUGUCCAAGAAAAAUGCCUAUAGAUCAAUGCUUUACUAAGUAUUUAAGUUAAUAUGGUGGAGAACAGUCAUAUUUUAUUUAAAUAGUAUGUUCUCUACCUGACUGUAUUGUAUACUUUUUUACAGAGUUGACCAUGGUUCAGUUUGCCUGUUUACUUGAUGAAAUCACCUGAUAGAAAUGAAUGAAUGAAAUUCUAUUGUUACACCUCUGUCAAUCUGGGAGGUUUUAUAAAACAAAAUAAGGCUUUACUGGUGGCACCAAAGUGCCUUGUCUACCUUAAGGUUAAUGGCAAUGUUACAGAAUGGCUUCUUUUAUGUUGCAUUUACAUUUGUGUCUGUUGCUCUCUGUCUCACUCCUAGGUCCUGUUGUGUUUGUCAGCCUAUUGUUUCAUAAGGUUACUUUUUUCACAUUUAGUAACUGAUUUUUACAGACCUAGCCAAGGGUUUUUAACAGAGUAUUUACAACUUGAUAUGCUUUGAAAUAUGCAAAUCAGAAUUUGAGUUUCUGAGGAAAAACAGCUAAAAUACAAAAGGCCUCAGGAAAUAAGUGUGUCAACUUGAAUGUAUUUAAGAGAGAAAUAAACAGUUCACACUAA